Molecule: messenger RNA, 2122 nt
Organism: Ostrea edulis (European flat oyster)
Lineage: Eukaryota; Metazoa; Mollusca; Bivalvia; Ostreida; Ostreidae
Exons: 10
Coding region: 299-1657 (452 amino acids)
Biological process (GO): proton transmembrane transport
Cellular component (GO): plasma membrane
Molecular function (GO): voltage-gated proton channel activity
Source: RefSeq, a predicted model, not a curated record
CAAGAUGUUAUAGAUGCUGGAGACGUCUGUGAAUUAUUGGCAUAAUUUUUUUGGUGUCUUUACGACGGAAUGGCUACGUAACUGUAAAUCUACGAGGGACAUCUCCACUGCCGUAUUGGCGGAGCUAGGAGUACAAGCGCGUCCAUCCUCACAUCGAUCCCGCAAUCAAAACACGCUCUAUGUAAGAACUCGCAGCUGGCAGCGUGCAUGUUCCGUCGUGAUUCAAAUAUAAAAGUGACUCAAUCAAUCGGAUGUGUAUUAUAUUUUAGGAUAAAUAUGCUAUAUUGAAGGUGACUGAAUGUAUAUUGGGCCGACGGUGAGCUUUCAUCUGCAUGCUCGAUGUAACUCUACGUGUUUCCAAGCCUGUGUUUACAUGGCUAGUAAUGGCAUGAACACAGUAUCGCGAUACCGACGAAAGGACAGCGCCAUCAGGACUUUGGUAGCUGAGACGUUAGUUUUGGCAAAGACACACGGAUACGUGGAAAAGAUUGAAAACGAGCUCGAAGAGGAAAUCUUACAAGAAGCGUACCUCCCGAAAGAGGACUUUGUGAGGUGGAGGAGGAAGGGAUAUUCGUUCUUUAAAAGUAAAGCUGUGUUGUUAACGGUGGUCAUUCUCUGCAUCGUGGACUGUGCUCUAGUGCUAGGAGAACUCACUCUCGAUCUCUAUAAAGUUAAAGUGACAUUAGAAGACAACGAAAUGUUUACGAACAGCGCCAUGGUGUUCCUGCUAAAAGUAAAACAGCGGUAUCCGAAAGUCCUGAGUGAUAAAGAGUAUGAUCGGGUUUUUGAUCUGAUAUCAACAGCGGAAAUAAAAUGGAAUUUGCAAACAGAUAACGAGAUGAAAGAACAUUAUCAGCUAAAUGACGAGGCGACAAUAUUGGAUUUGGUGUCGUCUAGAAGGCCAAGAAGUGCGGAAGUGAACAACAAAAGUGGCAUAAACUCCACCAAUAUCGACAUUCCCAAGAGGGGAUACAGCAUCGAGGAAAGCAUAGCGCAUGCGCUACACCUCGGAAGUAUUUCACUACUAGGAAUUAUACUACUGGAGACUUUGUUAAAAGCUGUUUGUGCAGGACGAGGAUUCUUCCACAGAAAACUAGAGGUCUUUGAUGCGUUUAUUGUCAUCGUAUCCUUCGUGGCUGAUCUUAUUCUGUUGGUGACAUUACCGGAUUACAACACGAGGGAUUUUGUUUUCAUCCUGGCAUUUUUGUUGCCAUGGAGGGUCAUACGGGUCGUUGACAGUUUAGUGGUGGCAGUGAAAGACCAUGAGCACUUCCGGUUAAAACUUGUUUAUAAGCGAAAAAAGAAAAUACAAACCACCUUAAGGGAGACGGAAGUGAAAGCACAGAUAUUUCAGUAUCAAUGUAAUGCACUGCGGCGUCUCUGUUUGUCAGAAGGCCUAGAUGAAUGGAAAAUUGAUCAAUGUGUAAAGGCAGAGGAAAAAUAUCAACCAACCUUUGGUAAAAGAAAGUGUAAAGUCCGUCUAGACACCUCCUCAAUGUCACCUCUCCUGUAUGAUCAGUCACGUGAUCGCUCCCCUCGACCCUCCCUCCCUUCUCUGGAUCUGCAAGGCUUCAAAUUUUGGAACGGAAAUUCAAUCAAGCACAGCGAAUCGAACGGAAGUGUUGAGGUUAAACCCUCUGAUAAGUCAACAGACUGAAAUAAAAAAAUAUUUGUAGAUUGGAGGAAGAAGCUUGGAUGGGGUCAAGAGUGGUCAUUCUAAUGUGUUCUAUUUGCUACUGAAAGUUCUCAGGUUUCAGGAGGCCUGGUGUUACAAUCUAUAAUUUAGCCAGGAGGAUUUGUUCGAUAGAACCGACCUCAACAGUAAUUGGCGAACAGACAUAGGAGCGUUGUGAAGUGGAAUGAAUCGGGAAUUUGUUAGACAUAGCGAGCGAUUUAAUAUCAUAUUAGGGAACCAUUCCAUUCCCCUAAAUCAGCGUGCAAUAUCCCUAAGGCGUUUUCCAUGACUCUGCUAUUACCAAGGCUCGGAUGAAUUUGUUAUAUGCAAUGGUUGUUUUACAUGUGUCUUUAACUUGUUUGUUUUUUAUUUCUAAUGUGAAGUGUUCUACUUCAUCCAUUACUUGUGAUGUUUUUACAGUGUGAGUAAAUAGUUUUGUACAAAUGA